Stegastes partitus (bicolor damselfish) is the source of this 1936-nucleotide messenger RNA. It is a transcript of the gene alx1, whose product is annotated as ALX homeobox 1. Gene Ontology annotation, biological process: negative regulation of DNA-templated transcription; embryonic skeletal system morphogenesis; positive regulation of transcription by RNA polymerase II. The record is from RefSeq and is a predicted model, not a curated record. Gene Ontology annotation, molecular function: DNA-binding transcription activator activity, RNA polymerase II-specific; RNA polymerase II transcription regulatory region sequence-specific DNA binding. The transcript is spliced from 4 exons. Lineage: Eukaryota; Metazoa; Chordata; Actinopteri; Pomacentridae. The coding region runs from base 1 to 966 and encodes 321 amino acids.
AUGAUGGAGUACAUGGAGGAUAAGUUCGCCUUGAAAAGCCAAGCGAUGAAGGCCAGCGAUUACUACAUGGACCAAGUCAUGGAGAGCCUGGAUAGCGCGCAGUACUUCACCAAGUCUUCCCCCAAAUGUGUGCAGGCCUUCGGGCUGCAGAGCGCCGAGCACCGCUCCUCGCCCUGCGGAGACCAGAACGCCAGUUACGGUGUGCCAAAAACAGACGACGACACUUUGCACUCGGACCUCGGCAGGUCGAUGGACAAUUGUUGCACUCUGCGGGCGUCUCCGGUGACAACCGGACAGGAGAAAACCGAUUUGGACGACAUGGGAGACAAGUGUGACAGCAACGUGUCCAGCAGCAAGAAGAGGAGACACCGGACGACCUUCACCAGCGCGCAGCUGGAGGAGCUGGAGAAAGUGUUUCAGAAAACUCACUAUCCAGAUGUUUAUGUGAGGGAACAGCUGGCCAUGAGGACGGAAUUAACAGAGGCGAGAGUGCAGGUGUGGUUUCAGAACAGAAGAGCAAAGUGGAGGAAAAGAGAGCGCUACGGACAGAUCCAACAGGCCAAAACUCACUUUGCAGCAACCUACGAUUUAUCUGUGUUACCGAGGACGGACAGCUACGCACAGAUCCCAAACAACCUGUGGCCAAGCCCGGCUCCCGGUGGCUCCGUGGUCUCCUCCUGCAUGCUGCCCAGAGGUUCCCCUCCCUGCGUCACGUCUUACUCACACUCCCCUCGCUCGGCUGCCGGUGCUGCUGACCACGGCUAUGUGGGCUUCCCCAAUCAGCAGAACCAGUUUGGCCACGUCUCUCUCAACAAUUUCUUCAGUGCAGACUCCCUCCUCACGCCGGCUGCAAACAGCCACCCGGCCUUUGAGACGAAGCCUGAGUUCGAGAGGCGCUCAUCCAGCAUCGCUGUGCUGCGCAUGAAGGCCAAGGAGCACACCGCCAACAUCUCCUGGGCCAUGUGAUCAGCGUUCCUGUGAAUGUCUGGAAAGUCUGGAUAAUGAAUGAAAAAAUAAUUUUUUAGAGUUUCCAAUUUUUACAAAAUGUAGGAUUUCCCUAAAGAGCCUGAAAUCAUAUUCACAAAAAGCUGUUUGUCACUCACAGUGAAGAUCAAACACUUUUUUGUCCUCUUUUUAAAAAAAAUCUACAUCAAACUCUGACCAAUUUUUAUCUGCUGAGUCAAGCAACUCCAUGUGUUAGAUAAUAAUGUACCAGGAUUUAUGGGUCUCUGCAUAUUUGAAUAGCAGCAAGUCAAUAAGCUCAAGCUGGGAGCAAAAACUUAAAUAGCUAAGAUGUGAAAAUCAGCUGUGGUUGUAUAAGUAGGGCAGAGCAGGACAGUCAUUAAAAAGAGUCUUGCAGCAAGCUGACAGGACAGUUUGUUUUGAAAGUGGGAAACCCUAAUAUAGUCAAAGCAAUAUAUCCCUAUCAUUCAGAGUUUCAGGGUAAUGUCUGUCAUUUCUUUAGUCCACAAAAUGUCCUGUCUGGUCCGAAGAGAUGUUUGAUGAGCGCUUGUGGAGGAGAGAGCUGUGAUAUGCAGAAGCUCUCUUCACUGUUGGAUGUUGGGGAGUAAAAAAGUGAGACAGUAAAAACUAAAGGCUCCAGUGGGAUUCAAUCCCAGUGUGGACUCAUGUGGAUCCUGAGGGAGGGGUCCCAAACCACUUCAGUAUUCCUAAGCACUGUGAGUAAGCUUUCUGUACCUGCGUUUUUAUUCCUCCUCCCUCGUUCCGGCUCAGGACGGAAGAUGAGCAGGGCGGAGAAAAACUGACUUGACGUACUAACGUGUCUGUGUGCUUUGCAGCGAAGCUCUGUAAUCUCUGUUUUUUCUGCCUUUGUGCUGUAUCACAGGCACACAAUGCAGGCUAAGGAGGUGGGCUUUUGAAUUGUGUUUGUGUUUAAAUCUACCUGGUGGAAGUAUAAUAAAUGAAUGUCAGUUGA